UCACUGAGAGGUGAAAUGGCGCAGAAAGGAGUUCAGCUGGACCAGGAAACCUUCUCUUGUUCCAUCUGUCUGGAUCUCCUGAAGGAUCCGGUGACUACUCCCUGUGGACACAGCUACUACAUGAACUGUAUUAAAAGCCACUGGGAUGGAGAGGAUCGUAAGUACAUCUACAGCUGUCCUCAGUGCAGGAAGACGUUCACACCGAGGCCUGUCCUGCUGAAAAACACCAUGUUAGCAGUUUUAGUAGAGGAGCUGAAGAAGACUGGACUCCAAGCUGCUCCUGCUGAUCACUGCUAUGCUGGAGCUGAAGAUGUGGCCUGUGAUGUCUGCACUGGAAGAAAACUCAAAGCACACAAGUCCUGUCUGCAAUGUCUGGCUUCUUACUGUGAAAAACAUCUUCAGCCUCAUUUUGAAUCAGAGACAUUCAAGAAACACAAGCUGGUGGAGCCGUCCAAGAAGCUCCAGGAGAACGUCUGCUCUCGUCAUGAUGAGGUGAUGAAGAUGUUCUGCCGCACUGAUCAGCAGCUUAUCUGUUAUCUUUGCUCUGCAGAUGAACAUAAAGGCCACGACACAGUCUCCGCUGCAGCAGAAAAGACUGAGAGGCAGAAAAAACUCGAAGGGAGUCGACAAAACAUCCAACGGCGUAUCCAGGACAGAGAGAAAGAUGUGAAGCUGCUUCAACAGCAGGCAGAGGCCAUCAAUCUCUCUGCUGAUAAAGCAGUGGAGGACAGCGAGAAGAUCUUCACUGAGCUGAUCCGUCUCCUGGAGAAAAGAAGCUCUGAUGUGAAGCAGCAGGUCAGAUCCCAGCAGAAAAGAGAAGUGAGUCGAGUCAAAGAGCUUCAGGAGAAGCUGGAGCAGGAGAUCACUGAGCUGAAGAGGAAAGACGCUGAGCUGAAGAAGCUCUCACACACAGAGGAUCACAACCAGUUUCUACACAACUACCCCUCACUGCCACCACUCAGCCAAUCAACAUCCAGCACCCAUAUCCGUCCUCUGAGCUGCUUUGAGGACGUGACAGCGGUCGUGUCAGAAGUCAGAGAUAAACUACAGGGCGUUCUGAGAGAGAAGUGGACAAACGUCUCACUGACAGGGACUGAAGUGGACGUUUUACUGUCACAACCAGAGCCCAAGACCAGAGCUGGAUUCUUAAAAUAUUCACGUGAAAUCACACUGGAUCCAAACACAGCAAACACACAGCUAUUAUUAUCUGAGGGGAACAGGAUAGCAACAGUAAUGAGACAACAACAGUCUUAUUCUAGUCACCCAGACAGAUUUACUGGAUAUUUUCAGGUCCUGAGUAGAGAGAGUCUGACUGCACGUUAUUACUGGGAGGUGGAGAGGAGAGGAGGAGUUUAUGUAGCAGUCGCAUACAAGAAUAUCAGCAGAGCAGUGGGGUUGAUUGAAUGUGGAUUUGGAUACAAUGACAAAUCUUGGGCGUUAGAUUGUUGCAACAACAGUUAUACAUUUUGGUCCAACAAUGUCCGAACUCGCGUCUCAGGUCCUGAGUCCUCCAGAGUAGGAGUGUACCUGGAUCACAGUGCAGGUAUUCUGUCCUUCUACAGCGUCUCUGAAACCAUGACUCUCCUCCACAGAGUCCAGACCACAUUCACUCAGCCACUCUAUGCUGGACUAAGGCUUGGUUGGUAUGGAGACUCUGCUGAGUUGUGUAACCUGAAAUAGACAGAAGUCAUUUAAGGGUUAAAUUCUGUGUUUUAACUCUUCGACUUAUUUAGUGUCUAUGUUUGUUGCUGAGAGCUGAUUGUUGUGACAUUCUAUGUUUUUAGACAUUUUCAUGUGUUUACACAUUUUUGUUGCUUUUUCUUAUUUGUUUUUGCUUUUAUCAACAUUUUUUGUCACUUUUUUUGACAUUUAUUUGCUUUUCUAAACGUUUUUGUAAAUUUGUUUGACGUUUUAUUUGCUUGUGUUGACGUUUUAGAAGUGAUGAGAUGUUUUUUGUUUGUUGAGAAAAUCAUUCAGGGAGCCCCAGAAGCUCUCAAUGUGCUCAGUUGAGAUCUGUUAUUUUACCUUUGAUUGUUGAAACAAGGACGAUAUGUUAAAAGACAUCUUUCCCGAGAUGAUGUGUAGAUAUUAGUUGUUGUUUGUUAUUCAUGUAUUUCUCCACGUUAUGUAUCUGCGGGACAGGAAGAUGUCUGUUAAAUAGCGGUGUCUUGUAAUCCCAUGUGGGACGGGCCAAAUGUUUGGCGUGACACAGAAAU
Molecule: messenger RNA, 2216 nt
Organism: Sander lucioperca (pikeperch)
Lineage: Eukaryota; Metazoa; Chordata; Actinopteri; Perciformes; Percidae
Product: tripartite motif-containing protein 16-like
Exons: 1
Coding region: 16-1680 (554 amino acids)
Molecular function (GO): protein binding; zinc ion binding
Source: RefSeq, a predicted model, not a curated record